Molecule: messenger RNA, 642 nt
Organism: Phlebotomus argentipes
Lineage: Eukaryota; Metazoa; Arthropoda; Insecta; Diptera; Psychodidae
Product: putative nuclease HARBI1
Exons: 2
Coding region: 1-642 (213 amino acids)
Source: RefSeq, a predicted model, not a curated record
AUGAGUGUGAUUCUAUUAGCACUUCUACUUGAGAGGAAGAUACGACGCAGGCGAGAGACGAGGCACAUUUGUGAUGCAGAUCUGCGAAUAUUGAACCUAAAUGCCAGUUCUGGAGGAUCUGAGAGGGACAAUCUGAUAUUCUAUGCUUCUGAUGUCAACAGUGCAUUGCGCGAAAAAUAUGCCGAGGGAGAGAGAAACAAUUGGCUCCUUGCAAGCGAUGCUUAUCAUCAUUUUCCCUGGCUCAUGACGCCUGUGACAAAUCCCCAAAGCGUGCCGGAAAAUUCUUACAACAGAGCUCACAGGAAGUGCCAAUUGGACGCUGUGAAGUGCAUUGGUGUCGUGAAGAGUCGCUUCCGAUGCCUGAGCAGACAGAGAAGCAAGCAAAAGACACUGAUGUACUCUCCGGAGGCAACAGGGAAGCUCAUUAAAGCCUGCUGUGUGCUUCACAAUGUCAUGAUCCAGCACGAUUAUGUGCUGCCGAGUGAGGAGGAAGUCACGGAGGAGCUCGAGAGCCUGCCAGAGAGAACGGAAAAUAAUGCGCGAGCCAUAAAAGUCGAGGAGAGUGACGAGGACGCUGAAGAAAGGACACUUGUUCAAGCAGGAAGGAGUAUAAGAAGCCAGAUAAUAGUGACAAAUUUCUAG